AUCAAAAAAUUAAUACUAAUAGAACCUAAAGACUAAACGAAUUCGAACUAACUCAUGGUUAUGAUUGUGUGAAAAAUGGCGAACGCUUAUUCAGAAACGCCCCCGGAACAAGUCCACUCAAAAAGUAUUAUUGUUAUCCAUCCCGGUUCAUUGAAUUUGCGCAUCGGAAGGGCCUCCGAUCUUAACCCUCUAACCGUUUUACAUGCCAUUGCUCGUAGAAGGCGCCCCGGUGGUAUUCCUUACGCAGAUGACUUUCUACCGCAAAGAAUCGACUUGAAUCAACCUCGAGAGUUCGACGAAGCUCGUCUUGCAGUUUCGCACACUUUACAGUCUUGUCUUCAGUCAGAUGGCAGGAGGAGGUAUGCUACGCCACCACAACAAAUCGCCGCCUUCAACAGACGCACACAACCCGAACAGUUAUCAGAUAACGGAGGUGAAUGGAUGAAAUUCGAAGGAGAUAUGGUGGUUGGAAACGAUAUAUUCCGACUGAACCCAGAAGAAAAUUUCAACAUUCACUUUCCAUACAAACGUGGUGACUUUAACAUCCACCCGGGUCCGAGCGGAUCCAUGACAGCAGUGUUAGCCGACUUACAGACCAUCUGGACCUACAUCCUAGAGAACCACUUCCAAAUUAGCUCGAAAGAUUUCAAGUCUCACAAGGCGGUAUUGAUUAUCCCUGACGUGUAUAACCGGACUCAUCUCAGAGAGCUGAUGUACUUACUACUAUCGAAAAUGGGUUUCGGUAGUUGUUUCCUUGUUCAAGAUCAUGUGGCCGCAACUUUCGGCUCAGGUUUAAGCUACGCGUGUGUUGUGGAUGUGGGUGAUCAAAAGACGUCGGUGUCGUGUGUCGAAGAUGGUAUUUGUCAUCCGAACACCAGAGUUCGUUUGGAAUACGGAGGGGGAGAUAUUACUCAGAUUUUCUAUUGGUUAUUACAAAAAUGUGCGUUUCCUUACAAAGAGUGCAAUGACAAAAACAAAUUGGAUACUAUGUUGCUGAGGAAACUGAAGGAGGAUUUCUGCCAUGUCAAUUUGGAUAUAUGUGGCUCACAGGAGAAAACGUUUAUUUUAAGACAACCCGGAAAGCCUGUCUUACAAUAUACUAUUCAAGUUGGUGAUGAGUGUAUCGUAGCUCCUCUGAGCCUUUUCACCCCUGAAUUGUUUGGAAUAACCGGGCAAAAAGUAACGCACACUCAGAAAAUCUCCACCGGCGAUCCCGAGGAUCCGCACGAUGAAAAUUACUUGAGGGACAUCCGUCGAAAGGGUAUAAAGGAGAAUCUAGAACCAUCAGCGUCGGACCUACUUAGUGAAAACUUCCUGGAAACGCAGCCCAGUAACGUGAACGACGACGACAUCGUCGUGGACGCGAUGGAUCCAGUCGCGCCCAGUAAUGUUCGGGAAUUUGUGAUAAAUCCGGGUCAAAUUUUAGGUCUGGAUCAGGCCGUUUUGCAAAGUAUCGACCGUUGUCCGAACGAGGAGCUGAAACGUAAAAUGUACGCGUGCAUCUUGGUGGUGGGCGGCGGUAUGAAGUUUGCGGGCAUCACGACUUGGCUCCAGAACCGGAUUUCCCUACAGAUUCCCUACCUUUACAGGGCGGAACAGUUAGAUAUCAUUAUAAAUCCGAGAGAGAUGGAUUCGGCAAUGGUUGCAUGGAAGGGCGCUUCCAUCAUGUCGUGUCUGGAAACUGCGCACGAAUUGUGGAUUAUGGCUGCGGAAUGGGAGAAAUAUGGCGUUAGAGUGUUAAGGGAAAGAGCUCCGUUCACGUGGUAGGCCAUUCGGUUGUUGGUGACUAAUUCGACCUAGUGUAAUUGUGAUGAACGUAAUCAUAUCCCAUUGCACUUAAGAAUAAAGUAUGCUUUACAAACUCUCAUCAGUUACAAAAUGUUCCUAUUUUAUCUAAUGCUUUAUUCUUAUUUGGAAUGGAUCAUAAAAAUGUUUCGUACAUUUUGUCUUUGCAAAUCAAUCAGCAACUCAAUUCUUUAACAUUUAGUGGCUGUUCUUAUAAUUUUAUUUUUUUGUUUUUUUAUUUUUAAUAUAUAUAUAUACUGAAAUCAAGCUGUAUAUCCUUAAAAAGUAUUGUUAUUUGUUCUUUUCCAUGUAGGAAUUUUAAAAUUUGUUUAUGUUUAUUACUUCACUGUUAAAAAUUAUUUUAUAUGACAAAUUAUAUUGUAUAAGUAAUAUAUAAUGUGUUAGAUAUGGAUAUAAUUAAUUACUUUGGUAACCAAGAAUGUCUAAGUUUUUCAGUUCAGUUAUCUUAUGUAUUAACAUGCUCUUAAAUAUGCUAAAGUAAUUGAUUAUGAACAUUUCUAAAUGUAAGGAAAAAAAAAAGAAUUUUCAUGUAAUUGUAUUUUUAAGAUAAUAUAUAGAAAUUGUACACAAAUAACGAAUAUAUUUUUAUUUUUU
This is a messenger RNA of Aethina tumida (small hive beetle), 2400 nucleotides long. RefSeq names its product actin-related protein 8 (gene Arp8). Gene Ontology annotation, biological process: regulation of DNA-templated transcription; double-strand break repair. NCBI's taxonomy places the organism in Eukaryota, Metazoa, Arthropoda, Insecta, Coleoptera, Nitidulidae. The record is from RefSeq and is a predicted model, not a curated record. Bases 76 to 1767 code for a protein of 563 amino acids. Gene Ontology annotation, cellular component: Ino80 complex. The transcript is spliced from 5 exons.